Molecule: messenger RNA, 1281 nt
Organism: Trypanosoma grayi
Lineage: Eukaryota; Euglenozoa; Kinetoplastea; Trypanosomatida; Trypanosomatidae
Exons: 1
Coding region: 1-1281 (426 amino acids)
Source: RefSeq, a predicted model, not a curated record
AUGAAGAUGGUACGCCACGUGGUGUGCCUGCUGGUCCUCGCAUGGUGUUGCUGCACAGCCCUGUGCGUGAGUGCUGCUGUGCCUGACUCAGCGGCAGAUCCAGUUCUGAAGGAUACGGCAGCACAGAUUGCGGCGAAGGAGGCCGAAAUCGCAGCCCUCACAAAAGAUCUCGACGCAGCGACGAAGGAUGAGGGUGCCGUUGCUGCUGUGAGUGAGGCAGUGAAGGAGGCGAAGACGGCAGCUGAGGCUGUCAAGCAGAUCGUGACGGAUGUGAAGGUGCUUCUGGACGUGGACGUCAGAUAUGCCGUGAAGCUUGCUUCUGUCGCUCUGGCAGAUACAUAUGACGCGGCGUUGGCUCUAGCCGUUCUUGCGUUUCCCAUGGAUCAUGAUGAUGUGCCCUCAAAGUUUCUGUAUCCGAAGGAACUUACGACAGAGAAGACAACGCAAUUGGCGGAAGCUGCAGUUGCAAACGCCACGGAGGCAAAAGCCGAGGCAACGAAGGUGCUGUUGAAUGUCACUGAGACAGAGGAGAAAAUAAAGGCCAUAGUUCAGAAAGGAACUUCAGCACUGCAGCGCGUUACGGAUGUGGCGGGUAAAUAUGAAAAGGGGACGGAGGCCUUUAGGAGCGCAGUGAAGGCAGCGGAGGAGGCAGCGACAGCAUCCCUUUCCGCAGCGGAGCAGUAUCUGAAGGAGAUGAAAAACGUUACGGAACCAGCAACAAUUAUUUCUGAAACAGCAAACGUAUUGUUAACUUUUGGAAAAAGGGUGUUGGAAAUAACAAAGCAAACUGAUACUCGGCGGAAACCCGAUAACCGUGAGGAGUUCCAAAUAAUAAUGGGGGAGACGUAUGAGGGUGGGGACGCCAUCGCGAGGGCACUGGGAACGACUCUAUACGCAAGGGAUGCCGCACACAGUGUGUCGAAGGCUGUUGAUGCUGUGAUCACCUCCGCCACUGGUGCGGCACAGACGGUUCAGAGUGAACUGGACAAAGCCCAGAUGGACAAAACAAAAGCCGGGGAAAAGUUGACGAAGUUAAGGGCUGAAUUGGAACAAUUGACUCUUACAACCACUGCCGCUGUAGGUGGAGGCACUGCCACUCAUCCAUCGUCAACGGGACCCACAACUAACCCUGCGCUUGUGCCUGACGCUGCCCCUGUGAGCAACGGCAACAUUGCGGAAAGCUGGACACUUCUUGCUCAGCACACAGAUGGCAGUGAUGUCCACGCGUGGGUGAGUACACCGCUGAUGCUGCUGCUGAUGGCCUGUGUGGCUGUGUUGUAA